This is a messenger RNA of Dictyostelium purpureum, 378 nucleotides long. RefSeq lists its product as uncharacterized. The transcript has a single exon. The record is from RefSeq and is a predicted model, not a curated record. The coding region runs from base 1 to 378 and encodes 125 amino acids. NCBI's taxonomy places the organism in Eukaryota, Evosea, Eumycetozoa, Dictyosteliales, Dictyosteliaceae.
AUGAAUAGUACUUCAAUCAGCACACCACUUAGACCGGUAUCAUUACCAAACUUAAAUUUAGGUAAAUUCUGGACAUCAUCAACCAUUAGUGGCUGGGUAGACUCUAUAUAUUCUCAAUCAGAAGUAUAUAUUAAGCACGAAAAAGAUCUUAGAGAGGAAGAAUUAAAACAACAAUUACAAAAUUCUGGUCCAGGAAGUAGUAACGAACCAAUUGAUAUAGAUGGAAUGGAUAUAAAUAAUAAUAAUAAUAACAACAAUAAUACAAAUAGUAAUAAUAUAAAUAGUAAUAAUAAUAGCAAUGGUAAUAAUAUGAGCACAGCUGUAAACACCAGUGGUUCAUAUCAUAACCAAAAUAAUUUAUUUGCAAAUAGAAGUUAA